CAGCCGUGUCCUCUGUCCUCUGUCACAGUGUUUUAGUGCGCACAGAGAAACUCUUACUAACAAUGCAUUUAAAACAAACAGGAUACUGUGUCGGUUUCCUUCUCGUUUAUACCUUCAUUACAAUGAUUUCACUUACAGGAGGCAGGUGUGCUGCUCAUUUCUCACAACCUCAAUCUCAUUUAGCUUUUCAUGAUGACGAGAGCAACGAUUUAACAGCAAGAGGCCUCAGAAAGCUGCUGAGCUUCAACUCCAGGCAGAAAGAAGAAAAAAACAGAGACGUGACAGAGACUGAAAGCGCAAGAAGAAGAAGGACAUUUAAACCCACCAUGAGCAACAAAAGCUCCAGAAAGAGGGACACGGUGCAGCGAACUGAAGGGAGGUGGAGGUUUUCUUCAUCUGAACCUCCACAUGAAGGCUGCAGCGAGGGCAACAUCCAGACCACCACCCGCGGAAAGUUCACCAUCACGGGUCAACUGGAAGCAAACAUCCCCAACACAGGCUACCAGUCUGAUUCUGCUGUUUCAUUCCAGUCUCAGGUUGUCCAGCAGAGGGUUAAAGGUCAUCAGAUGAGCUGGCUGAGCCUGCAGCCUGAGGUGGAGUGUGGAGAGGAGGCGAUGACGCUGACUGUGAGGAGGAGACGAGCUGCACAGCUGCUGCUGGACCGAGAUAACGAGUCGCCCGUGCCGCUGACCCAGCUGCCCCCUCAGUGUGGUUACUCCGUCCAGGCCUCGUGGAAAGAUCUCCGUCUGAUGGCUCAGUACAACGCCUGCCACGUCAUACAGGAGGACGACCACUUCGUGUUGCCUCUGCUGUGGAGAGGGACUCCGGUCAGGGUGUCGUGCCCCUCCCCUCAAAUGGAGCCAGAGGCCGCAGCUCCGUCCUCGCUCUGCUGCUCCCCCUACAGCCUGACAGUCAAACUGCAGGGAGUGACUGACACUUGGGAGCUGAGAGUAGAUGUCAGAGGAGAGUGGACUCCUUUAGUGACGCUAGUCGAGCAGUGCGGCUACACUGUGGAGAGACACGAUGCUGAGGUCAUCAUCACCGCUCCAUAUGUUACAUGUGGAAUCACUGUCAAGGAUGGAAAACACACCAUUUCUCUUCAGAUCAGAGGGAAGACGUUCACUCUGGCCUGCCCCGUCUCUCCCACGUUGACCCCGCAGCAGGCAGAGCCAUGGGCUCCACCUUUCUACCUGGCCCCGCCUUUCUACCCCCACCCGAGAUACCACCACACAUAUCCUCCUCAUGGUGCCAGAAACCCUCCCACUCCUGAGCCCACACUCAGCCCACAGGCUCCGCCUCCCGAUGACCAUCAGGCUCUCUACUCUGACACGCCUCCUUUAAGGGAUUAUUAUAACCGUUUUGGUGUCCAUGUUUCUCCACCAGCUGCAGACCGUGAGGAGGACUCCGAUAAGGAGGACUCCGAUAAGGAGCAUCCAGAUCUGCAGCAGGAGCAAGAAAAGCAGCCAGAGAUGCACCCUGCUGCACGCUCUGCCUCCUCAGAAACUCCUCAAGCUGAAGCUCCUCCCAUGCAGCAGCACGCCUUCAGUCAGUACUACCACUACUUCCACCACCCUAAAAUCCCUCUUACAGGCCAACCUAAAGUCCCCGAUCCUGGACCUGAGGUGCCAAAACAACCAUCUGAUCAUAAUUUAUCCCUGAGCGUCGAGCUGUCUGAGGCUCCCUCUUCUCCUUCACCUCCUCCAGGAAGUCCUGAAUUCACUCAUAAAACCCCCGAACAUGAAACCGCUCAUCCUCCUCUUCCUCCACCGCCGUAUCCGGACCACUACUUCUAUUACUUUCCACAAACUGACCGAGGCGAGGCCGAAAAAUCGUCUCUUCUCAAUCCAAAAAUAGACGAUCAAAACUCAGAAUCGGGCAUUUUUCCUGCUGAUAACUUAAAGGUAGACGACUUGGAUCCUCGGACCAUCGACUUAGAUCUUCAGUCUGACGACUUGGAUCCUCGGACCAUCGACUUAGAUCUUCAGUCUGACGACUUGGAUCCUCGGACCAUCGACUUAGAUCUUCAGUCUGACGACUUGGAUCCUCGGACCAUCGACUUAGAUCUUCAGUCUGACGACUUGACCGAUGACUUGGAUCCUCAGACCAUCGACUUAGAUCUUCAGUCUGACGACUUGGAUCCUCAGACCGACGACUUAGAUCUUCAGACCGACGACUUCACUCCUCAGACCAUCGACUUAGAUCUUCAGACCGACGACUUGACCGAUGACUUGGAUCCUCAGAACGACGACUUGGAUCCUCAGACCGACGACUUGGAUCCUCAGACCGACGACUUGGAUCCUCAGACCGACGACUUGGAUCUUCAGACCGACGACUUGACUCCUCAGACCAUCGACUUAGAUCUUCAGACCGACGACUUAGAUCUUCAGACCGACGACUUAGAUCUUCAGACCAACGACUUGACUCCUCAGACCAUCGACUUAGAUGACUUGACCGACGACUUGGAUCCUCGGACCAUCGACUUGGAUCCUCAGACCGACGACUUGACCGACGACUUGGAUCCUCGGACUGACGACUUGGAUCCUCAGACCGACGACUUGGCCGACAAAUUGGAUCCUCAGACCGACAAGUCGCACUCGGAUGAAAUUAUUAACUUUGGAAAUAAACGCGCAGAACGGAGUAAAACUCCACUUUUACCUGCAGAAGAAUAUGAUGUAAAAGAAGUAGAGGUAGCCCCCGACCCCCGCAGUUACCCCGCUACAUCGUCAUCAUCCAGCCACCACCCCCCCUUUUAUCCAUUCUACCUCCACUCUGAUUACUUCAACCACUCGUAUUCUGGAGCCGAGAGUUCGCUCAGCGAUCACGAUCGAGAAUCGCCAGCUUCAUCCGAACAAGAUUUAGCCCCCCUGCUUCAAGCUACCUCCUCUCCACCACACCGUCUACCCUGUCAGACCCCUACCCCACCCACAGAACCAAUGCAUGAUGUUCAAAAGGUCCACCCUCAUCCUUACUACUCCAACCACCACCUCUACGAUCAGCUAGGAGUCUCUGCAGACGACCAGGAGCAUCACCCUGCAGGAUCUCUGCCUCCGUCGCACUCCGACUACAGCGGGAUGGAUCGCUUGUUUCCUCGUGCACAGGCAGGAUCUCCCAGCAUGCAUCAGCAGUUGCGUACCCUUUAUUCCCAUUAUAUCAAUCAGCAGCAUCCUGAUGAAGAAGAUGAGGGUCAAGAUGGUGAAAUCAAAGACCCUUUCGAAGUUGACUCGUACGCUCCCUCCACCUCACCCUGUGGUCACAUGUCAUACAUCGACUGUUUGUACUCAGAGCUCCUCAAAACAUACUGCUCAUGGCGACCCUAUGUCAUCUUUAUGGUGCCUGACUUUGCGAUGGAGCACACAGCGGCGUCUCCUGGUGACCCCUCAGAGGUGGUUGAUCAGACAGGUGAACAUCUGUUUGAAGCUCAUGAUGCCUGAUGAGAACUCUCCGAUCAGGUCUCACUCCUCCUGACGAGACGGGGAAGAAAAACUCUUCAGCUGCUCUCGUUUUUGUUUUGAUUGAAAUAAAGAACGGAGUAACAAAAA
Molecule: messenger RNA, 3539 nt
Organism: Labrus mixtus (cuckoo wrasse)
Lineage: Eukaryota; Metazoa; Chordata; Actinopteri; Labriformes; Labridae
Exons: 12
Coding region: 63-3431 (1122 amino acids)
Biological process (GO): prevention of polyspermy; binding of sperm to zona pellucida
Cellular component (GO): egg coat
Molecular function (GO): structural constituent of egg coat; acrosin binding
Source: RefSeq, a predicted model, not a curated record